UUAGCGCCGAGCGCCAGGCGUGGGGGAGGGGACGGGGCCCGACCGGAGCCCCGCGGCGACCCGGAGCUGCCCAACUUUCCUGGGCUUGGAGGAGCAGGGGACUCGCCCGCACAAGGUGAACUUUGGUCGCGGAAAACUCAAGCCAGGUGCUGGGAUCCGUGCUUUGGCGGUGUGGACGCGCGCACAGUGCGCGCGGAGCUGCGAGUCAGAGUACCGCGGCCCCCUCCACCCGCGCCGGGCCGCCUGGGCCCGCAGCCCCCGGCCCCGCUCCGGCGCCUCGGCCCGGGGGACCAGCCCGGCGCCCUCGUCUGGUUUCCUCCCCCUCCCCCUUCGGGGGUGGGGGUGGGGCGGGGAGAGGGGCGCCCGGAGAGCCACCUCGAUUGGCAGCUUUGUUAUUGAUCAGAAACUGCUGGCUGCGAAACUGGCUUCCAGACUGACUUGGCGCGACCCUUGAGUGUUCGCCUCUGUCCAGGCCCCCCAACUGACAGGUGCUCCCAGCAACUUGCUGGUGACUUCUUGCCGCUCCCCCGGCUCCCCCGCGUCCCCACCCCCUCUUUCCUCCCUCGCCUUCACCCCCACCCCCACCACUUCGGCACAGCUCAGGAUUUGUUUAAACCUUGGGAAACUGGUUCAGGUCCAGGUUUUGCUUUGAUCCUUUUCAAAAACUGGAGACACAGAAGAGGGCUCUAGGAAAAAGUUUUGGAUGGGAUUAUGUGGAAACUACCCUGCGAUUCUCUGCUGCCAGAGCAGGCUCGGCGCUUCCACCCCAGUGCAGCCUUCCCCUGGCGGUGGUGAAAGACUCCGGAGUCGCCGUUUCCCAAGUGCCCGCCGUGAGUGAGCUCUCGCCCUACUCAGCCAAAUGCUCCUCUUCGGGCUUCUCCUGCUGACAUCUGCCCUGGCCGGCCAGAUUCACGGGACUCAGGCUGAGUCCAACCUGAGUAGUAAAUUCCAGUUCUCCAGCAACAAGGAACAGAACGGAGUACAAAAUCCCCAGCAUGAGAGAAUUAUUACUGUGUCUACAAAUGGGAGUAUUCACAGCCCAAGGUUUCCUCAUACUUACCCAAGAAAUAUGGUCUUGGUAUGGAGAUUAGUAGCAGAGGAAAAUGUGUGGAUACAACUUACAUUUGAUGAAAGAUUUGGGCUGGAAGACCCAGAAGAUGACAUUUGCAAGUAUGAUUUUGUAGAAGUUGAAGAACCCAGUGAUGGAACUGUAUUAGGGCGCUGGUGUGGUUCUGGUCCUGUACCAGGAAAACAGAUUUCCAAAGGAAAUCAAAUCAGAAUAAGAUUUGUAUCUGAUGAGUAUUUUCCUUCUGAACCCGGAUUCUGCAUCCACUACAACAUUGUUAUGCCACAACUCACAGAAGCUGUGAGUCCUUCAGUGUUACCCCCUUCAGCUUUGCCACUGGACCUGCUUAAUAAUGCUGUAACCGCCUUUAGUACCUUGGAGGAUCUUAUUCGCUAUCUUGAACCAGAUAGAUGGCAGCUGGACUUAGAAGAUCUAUACAGGCCAACAUGGCAACUUCUUGGCAAAGCUUUUGUUUUUGGAAGAAAAUCUAGAGUGGUGGAUCUGAACCUUCUAAAAGAGGAGGUAAGAUUAUACAGCUGCACACCUCGUAACUUCUCRGUGUCCAUAAGGGAAGAACUAAAGAGAACCGAUACCAUUUUCUGGCCAGGUUGUCUCCUGGUUAAACGCUGUGGUGGAAACUGUGCCUGUUGUCUCCACAACUGCAACGAAUGUCACUGCGUCCCAAGCAAAGUCACUAAAAAAUAUCACGAGGUCCUUCAAUUGAGACCAAAGAUUGGUGUCAGGGGAUUGCAUAAAUCACUCACUGACGUGGCCCUGGAGCAUCACGAGGAGUGUGACUGUGUGUGCAGAGGGAACACAGGAGGAUAACCACAUCACCACCAGCUGCCCUUUCGCAGAGCUGUCAGGUGCAGCCAGUGGCUGAUUCUGUUAGAGAACUAAUGCAUUACCUGCAUCCAUAAUCCCAGUUGUUUGCUUCAAAGAUCUUCCAUCUGCAGGAUUUACAGUGGGUUCUAAAGAGGAGAUACCAAAUGGAAUUAUGAGUUGUGCAACAUCGAUUUUGAGAGGAGCCCAAAGGACAGGAGAAAAGGUCUUCAAUCAUGGAAAAAAAUUAAAUAUUGUAGAUCGCUAGCUAGUUACCACGUUCUUUUUCCACUUGCUGCAGUCUGUAUUCCCUAUGUCAUGAUAUGGCUUAGGUUAAUGUCAGGACAAGAAAAAACUGCAAGUGAGCACCUGAUUCUGUUGCUCUGCUUAACUCUAAAGCUCCAUGUUCUGGGCCCAAUAUCACAGAAAAUCUGGAAUGUUUUCCCCUUAUACUUGCAUAUAUAAGCCAGAACGUUUCAUGUUCUAUAAACUUGGGUUUUAAAGAGGAACUAUAUUGCUAUGAAUUAAACUGGUGUCAUGCUGAUAGGAAAGACUGGAUUUUCCUUGUUUCUUAUUAAAAUCUCUGCCAUUUAGAAGAAGAGAACUACAUCUACAUUCAUGGUUUGAAAGAGGCAAACCUGAACAGAAGAGUGGCCUUAUCUUCACUUUAAGUUGGUUUAUUUGUUUUAUUGUGUACAUUUUUUAUAUUCUCUUUUUUUGACAUUAUAACUGUUGCCUUUUCUAAUCUUGUUAAAUAUAUCUAUUUUUACCAAAGGUAUUUAAUAUUCUUUUUUAUGACAACCUAGAUCAACUAUUUUUAGCUUGGUAAAUUUUUUCUAAACAGAAUUGUUAUAGCCAGAGGAAUAAGGAUGAUAUAAAAUAUUGUUGCUCUGACAAAAAAAAAAUACAUGUAUUUCCUUCUUGAAUGGUGCUAGAGCUUAGAUUGAUGUGCAUUUAAAAAUACAGAAGUAUGAAACCAAUAGGAUUGGGAAGUCACAAUGACAUUUUGGAAAUAAAUUACCAUAUCUUCCACCCUGUUUAUUGGAUAUGCAAAUAAAAAAUAACAUAUGAAAAGUAGACAUUCAACUCCAGUUCUUACUAAUUUAACCUGUUUGGGGGAAAAUACGAACCCAGCUCGGAAGAACAGAAAGCACCUUGAUAAAAGAGACUGACAGCUUCUUGAUAAAGUGGGCUGUGGAGUAGGAACACAUCCUAUUUAUUGUGAUGCUAUGGUUUCAAUACCUUUAAACUCUGUUCCAUACGCUUGUAUAAAUACAUGGAUAUUUUUAUGUACAGAAGUAUAUCCUUUAACCAAUUCACUUAUUGUACCCUUUUGCAAUUGAAAAGAAAAUCAGUAAAACACUCUGCUUGUAAAAUGCUUAAUAUUAUGCCUAGGUUAUGUGGUGACUAUUUGAAUUAAAAAUGUAUUGAUUCAUCAAAUAAAAGAAUGUGGCUAUUUUGGGGUGAAACU
This is a messenger RNA of Urocitellus parryii (Arctic ground squirrel), 3359 nucleotides long. It is a transcript of the gene Pdgfc, whose product is annotated as platelet derived growth factor C. The record is from RefSeq and is a predicted model, not a curated record. Gene Ontology annotation, biological process: positive regulation of ERK1 and ERK2 cascade; positive regulation of cell population proliferation; positive regulation of phosphatidylinositol 3-kinase/protein kinase B signal transduction. Gene Ontology annotation, cellular component: membrane. NCBI's taxonomy places the organism in Eukaryota, Metazoa, Chordata, Mammalia, Rodentia, Sciuridae. Gene Ontology annotation, molecular function: growth factor activity; platelet-derived growth factor receptor binding.